Messenger RNA from Thrips palmi, 5257 nucleotides. RefSeq lists its product as uncharacterized. The record is from RefSeq and is a predicted model, not a curated record. The transcript has 29 exons. Gene Ontology annotation, molecular function: zinc ion binding. Bases 200 to 5047 code for a protein of 1615 amino acids. Lineage: Eukaryota; Metazoa; Arthropoda; Insecta; Thysanoptera; Thripidae.
CAUUCGCUCGGCGCAGGGCGCAGGACCAUCGCUGGACCGGUUGCAGUUCAGAAUGCAGCAGUGAGGAAAGGACGCCGUUUGCCUGUGCUGCUCGGUUGCGCGUUGCACGCGUUCGUCUGUGUUGUCUUCCUUUGUGAGAUUUAUUGUUUGACAGGAGUGUACACUCUACCACUGACGACUGUGAGAUUUAAGGACCAACAUGCCUGGAAUGGGCAGUGCCGCAUUCUGCUCUGUUUGCGACAAAUCCUUCAACGUCCGAGAUUUACGGCAGGGAGCGGGGCAGAGGCUCCCUCGCCUGUUGGGCUGUGGCCAUGCCGCGUGCGAACAAUGCGUACGUGUGUCUCUAAACGACAAGAGCAAAAAGUCGAUUGUGUGUGGGCUUUGCAAGUAUGAGACCCCUUGCUGUGGCACGUUGAUGGAGCUGGACAGCCAGUUCCCCCUUCACCUUUACAUCAUCGGCCAAGCAUUGGUCAGAGCUAACAGGAAAGAUAUGGCAGAACCUGAAUUCGUCUUCCAACCACCAAAACCCCAGAUUACAUCCUCUUCCAGUUCCAAGAAAGUUAAAUGCGACGAGUGUGAGUCGGCUACUGCGGUUUGUAUCUGCAAGAAAUGCUCUAAUUCACCAUACUGUGAUAGUUGUUUUACAACUAUUCACUCCGUAUCAAAGUCCUUGCGGUCUCAUCAGCGUGAUUCCUUGUAUACAUGUGCCAUAAUGUGCCUGGCACACCCAGAAAAUAUAUCUGAGAUGUUCUGCACAACCUGUAUGGAGAAUAUAUGUAGUAAAUGUUGUGUUAUGACCCACAAGGAUCAUGAUUUUGUUGAACGGACCACCAAGAAUGAAGAAUUGCUGCCAGCCAUCCAGGAGGCUAUGGAUCGAGCUGAACUUAUAAAGCUGAGACUCAAGAUGUCAUUGAAGGAGGCGCGGGAGUUGUCGCGCGGCGGCUCGGCCCUCAAGGCCAGGACGGUGCUGGCCGCGGCGGAGCGCGACCUGGUGCAGCAUGCGGUGCUUCUGCACGGCCAGCUCCAGCUGCAGGAGGGCAGGGCGGCGGCUCUUCUGGCCGAGAAGCGUUCCGAGGGCGAGGCCCGCUGUCGCGACGUCGAGGCGAGCUUGGCGGCGGCUCUGGCCGAGCUGGGUGACGCGAUCAAGGCGGCGCACUCCUGCACGACGCCGGAGAACUUGCCCACCGCGGACCUGGAGGCGGCGAAGAGCCGCCUGGACAGGGCGCUGGCUGUGCCUUGCCACUUGGUGCACGGAGACAUCGCAGCUCAGGUUCGUGUGGCGUUUAGAGACCAGCUAAAUGACAUUAUUAGUGUCGAUAUUUCGAAAGAUGCGAUGAUGUGCCUGUCGACUGAGGAGGAUCUUCCAGCAUCUUAUGUAAUUCCUCCGUUGGAUGUGUCACCUGACUCUCUGGAACAAAACCAGAGUAACAAAUCUUUAUCUUCUCAAAACUCUACGUGCUCAUCACAAUCUUCAACUUUCCCACUACUGGUACCAGCGGGUAUGAAAACUACCACCAAAACAUCCCUUCAAUUUUCUGAUCCAUUAAAUGUGUUCUCCAGAGAGUCAACCUCUGGAGUAAUCGUCACUCACAUUAAAAAUCCGUCCGAGUUUUAUGUCAUCAUGGCAUCUGCCCAUGAAAAGCUGACAAAGCUAUCCAAAAUCAUCAGCAAAUUUGCUAUGAAGUCUGAACCUGCCAGAUCCAUUGAGCAUGGCAAACUAUAUGCUGUAAAGGCAUCAGACAAGUCGUGGUAUCGAGGAAUAGUUAUACCAACUGAAAAUAAUAGAGAAGUGCAGGAUCAUUACAUUAAAUUUGUGGACUAUGGAAGUAUUGAAAAAGUUACCGGUGACAUUAUAAGGGAACUACCCUGUCAGUACACAGCACUCCCUGCUCAAGCAGUGAAGUGCUCCUUGCUUCAUACAUUUCCGCCCAGUGGGCACUGGGAUCAAAGUGCACUGAAUGUAAUGGCAAAAUUAACGCAAGGUAUUUUGUGGAUGCAUGUGAUGGAAACUUCUCCUGACAAAAUCCAGGUAGACUUGUUCCCUAUGACAGGCGACGGUUCAGCGCCCUCAUCCCUUCGUGACACAAUCGUUCAUCUAGGGGUUGGUUCGUUCCAAGAGGCUGGGGAGUUGCCUGCCGUUUCCUCUCAGAGAAAAUACCCUAAACAUGCUGAUCUUCCAUUGGGUGUGCUGAAUGGACAUGUUCUGAUUUCAUCAUGGCUUACUCCUUCUCACUUUUACGUACAGAAGGAUCUAAGCAUCACCAAACACAUUUCGGACAUGAUUUCCUCUUAUCUUUCUGUGGAAGACAAUGAAAGCAGACCAGUCAAUCCCUACAUUGGAAUGCCCUGUCUGGGAAAGUAUUCUGAUGGAAAUUGGUAUCGAGCCCGCAUCACAAGUUUAAGCACACCUGGAUAUGCAAAAGUUUUCUUUGUUGAUUAUGGAAACUCUGACAUUGUGGAUUAUGGCAAGAUUAAUUAUGUACCUGAGAGUUUAUUACCUAUACCAGAGCUGGCUGUGCCAUGUUCUUUACAUGAAGUGGCUCCAUUGAAUGAUCAUGGAUAUUCGCCAGAAUGUUUGGAGUACACUAGGCAAUUCGAAGAUACGCUUUUGAAAAUGGAGGUAGUUUCUCAGGAAAAAGAUCAUUACAAGGUCUUCCUUUACAUGGUAGAAGAAAAUAACACUCUUUGUAUCAAUGGCCUCCUUGUCCAGAACAAAUUUGCCCAAAGCACUGGCCACAGGUCCUUGUUAUCAGAAUAUCAAAAGGAUGAAGAAGAUUUAAUUCUAGCCAAGAAAGAACACAAGGAAAUGACUUGUAACAUCAGACUUUCAAGCCGCAGAAAAAUAUUGAACAAGCAUCAAAUUGGAUAUUUUGACUCCUCAAACUCUGAUGAAGACAGUGCAGAGAAAUUGCCAAAUACUAGAAUCUGUAAAACCACUGAAAAGAGAAACAGAUUUCUAGAAAAUGAGGAUGAAGAUUUAUUGGUCACAGAACAAGAGAACAAUGAACAGAAAGUACUCUCGCAGAAAGAGAGAGACCUGAUUUCAAGUGAGGCAGAUAGUCUUGAAGAGUCAUCUGGCUCUGUUUCUAGUAAUUGUCUUGGAAAGUCAUCUGGCUCUGUUUCUAGUAAUUGUCUUGGAAAGUCAUCUGUUUCUGUACCUGGUAAUGGCCUUCAAGAGUUGUUUGUAUCUGUUCCUAGUAAUUGCCUUGAAGAGUCAUCUGGUUCUGUUGAAUAUUCAGACCAGCAAGAAGCUGUUGAUAAAGAAUUGAUCAGCUCUGAAAAGAUAGAUGGUUCUGUUUUGAGUAAUUAUUUAAAAUCAGAACAGCCUGAUGCUUGUGCAAUUAAAAGAGGCCAGGAAUCAGUCAAGCUGUUACCAAUUGGUAUUGAAGCUUUGAAUGAAAAGUAUGAUUGCAAUCGUGCUUAUAGUACAGAUGAGAAGUUACACACUCCACCAAGUACAUCAAAAACUUGCUCAUUCAAAAAAAAUUUUAAAAGGCCUUUUAGUUCUGUCCAGUCCAGACUUAAACAGGCACAGAGUUCAGUCAUCCCAGCUCCUCAUCGGUCCCCAGUAAAAGAACAGGUUGUGAUUUUGUCGGCUGAAUCACCAAGCUGCAUUUUUGUCAGGCGCAAAUCAGAAAUGUUUAAAGUUGAAAGCAUGAUAAAGAAUAUGCUACAUUUUUAUGAGGGCGGUGGUCUUCUUAAAGAGUCAUUGAACUGGCGCCCAGAUGUUUCAGAGAAGUGUGCUGUGAAAAGUUCUGUGGACUCUAAAUGGUACAGAGCAGUUGUGUUGGAUGUACUUUCGGAUUCACAGGUUAAGGUAAAUUGUAAAGAUAUUGGAAGAAUUGACAUAGUGUCAUCAGAUUCUAUUCGAAAAUUAGCACCAGUAUUUUUGCAUGGCAUGGAUGGCUCCAUCAAAUGCCAUUUGACCAAUGUCAAACCUGCUGGUGGCAAUGAUGCAGCUUGGUCGUCAAUGGCUUGUGAUACGCUCAACGAAAUUCUGAAGGAGCACAGCUUUAAUCUGUAUUUUACAAAGAAGGGGGAAAUUAAGGACAAAUCUAUACCAGUAUUAUUAUGGGCAUGCAACCUAAUAGCAGAACCUCUGGAGCCUAGCAGAGAGCAUUGGUUCACAAUAAACCAAUAUCUGGUUGAAAGAGGAGCAGCCCUCCCUAUAGACUGGUCACUUAUGGCUGAAAUUUCCCCUUGUGACUACAGUAUUGUAGAGCAAGAUGACUCCUAUGGAGAUCUGAAGGAUUUAAACAGCGAAAGCAGCACCGAGAACGAUGGAAGUGAUGGCGAGGGGGAGAUUCCAAAAAUGAAAGAUAGCUGGCUUCCUGCUAAACAGUUCUUUUCUGAUGAAUUUGAGGGCAAGGCCUCUUAUGUGGACCAUGAUGCUUGUGUUUAUCUCCAAGAUAAUGAAGAUUCAGAAGCACUUAAUAAAGUUUGUAAGCGUUUGAACCGAAUGUUUGUGGAAUCAAAACCAGGGCCUGAAGAUGCCUAUUGGUUUGAGAAUCAAAUGUGUUCUGUAAGGUACCAUGUGGAUGGCAGUUGGUACCGAGGGAAAGUCAUAAAGUUACUGUCGAACAACAUGUUAAUGGUCCAGCUGGUAGACUAUGGUAAUGUAGAGGAGUGCCGAUCAGUUGAAGUCAGGAAGAAAGUUGUUUGUCGAGGCAUUCCUAUACUUGCUCGCAAAUGCCGUGUAAGAGGAUUAAAACCGGUCAGCAAGGAUGGAAGUUGGGAUCUCCAUACACUUGACAUGCUUCACAACCUUGUAGUGGAUCAGCAUUGCAUUAUCAGAGUGUUGAGGGAGCCUACUACUGAAGAUGAUGUACAUGUGGUGGACUUAACUGUGAAAAACCAAGGCAACAUCAAGGACCUUUUGGCUGCAAACAUUCGUCUAUCAGGUAGUUCAGUAAAACCCAAAUUUCAAGCAGUUAAAUCAUUUCUAAGUUCUAAAUUCAUGCCUUUAACUUACUUUGAAGCUGGACCAUUAGAUGACACUGCUGAAUCUGUAUCAACAAAUGACAGCAAUGACAUCGAAAUAGCUUGAAGCAAUCAUCCUCCGCAUGAAUUGCCUGGAAGCUGCUUAACUAAGUGUAUGUGAUUGGCUGCAUAUAAGCUCUUAAGUUGGAAAAAAAUGAAACUUAGAACUAUCAAGUAAAAUGCAUGUUUAAAAUAAGAAAUACAGUUUGAAUAAUUUGAUUACAAUAAAUCGUAAUUUCAUUUGUACUCUGACCUAGCAUUAAAAUAUUCAAACAAA